CCCAUCAAAGAAAGUUUCUCAACUUUUCCAAAUUCCAAUACACCCAAAUAUUUGCUCUUCUUCCCCGCAGCUUCAUUUUUCACUGAUUUUUUUUCCCUACAAAAUCGCUUUUCUCAUCUUCCCGAAGCUCUACUCAGUUCUCCGAUCAUCACCGUCAAAAUGUACAGAUGUGCAUCGUCUCGCCUCAGCUCUCUUAAGGCACGUCAAGGCAACAGGGUCUUGACAAGAUUUUCAAGUUCAGCUGCUGUUGCAACCAAGCCAUCUGGAGGUCUUUUUAGUUGGAUAACUGGUGAUACGUCAAGUUCAGUGACUCCCUUGGAUUUCCCCCUCAAUGAUGUUAAACUCUCACCGCCAUUACCUGAUUAUGUAGAACCUGCAAAGACUCAGAUAACGACUCUCGCCAAUGGUCUCAAAGUGGCCUCUGAAGCAUCGGUGAACCCUGCUGCCUCAAUUGGCCUCUAUGUUGACUGUGGCUCUAUUUACGAGACACCAGCUUCAUAUGGAGCCACACACCUCUUGGAACGCAUGGCCUUCAAAAGCACAUUAAACCGGAGUCACUUGCGUAUUGUACGAGAAAUUGAAGCAAUUGGUGGUAAUGUAACAGCUUCAGCCUCACGAGAGCAUAUGAUCUACACUUAUGAUGCUUUGAAAACUUAUGUACCACAAAUGGUGGAGAUGCUUGUUGACUGUGUUAGAAAUCCUGCAUUCCUGGAUUGGGAAGUUAAAGAACAGCUUGAGAAGGUUAAAGCUGAGAUUAGCGAGUACUCCAAAAACCCUCAACACUUGCUUUUGGAGGCAGUUCAUUCCGCUGGUUAUGCUGGUCCAUAUGGGAAUUCUCUGAUGGCCACAGAAGCUACAAUAAACAGGUUAAACAGCACAGUGCUGGAGGAGUUUGUAGCUGAGAAUUAUACUGCUCCUCGGAUGGUUCUUGCUGCAUCUGGUGUUGAACAUGAAGAAUUCUUAAAAGUUGCAGAACCUCUUCUGUCUGAUUUACCUAAGGCGGCCGCCACUGAGGAGCCUAAACCUGUGUACGUGGGAGGAGAUUACCGCUGUCAAGCCGAUGCAGAGAUGACUCAUUUUGCCCUUGCCUUUGAAGUUCCCGGUGGCUGGAUGUCUGAAAAAGAAACAAUGACUUUAACAGUUCUUCAGAUGCUUAUGGGAGGAGGUGGAUCUUUCUCAGCUGGCGGUCCUGGAAAAGGGAUGUACUCAAGAUUAUAUCUUCGUGUCUUAAACCAGUACCCGCAGAUUCACGCAUUCUCUGCAUUCAGCAGCAUUUACAAUAACACUGGGUUGUUUGGAAUUCAAGGAACUACGAGCUCUGAUUUUGGGCCUCAAGCUGUUGAUGUAGCAGUUAAAGAGCUUAUUGCAGUAGCAAACCCUAGUGAAGUUGACCAAGUACAGCUAAACCGUGCUAAACAGGCUACAAAGUCUGCCAUUCUGAUGAACUUGGAAUCCCGGAUGGUUGCAUCAGAAGAUAUCGGCAGACAACUUUUGACAUAUGGAGAGAGGAAACCAGUGGAGCAUUUCUUGAAAGCCAUUGAUGCAGUUUCAGCAAAAGAUAUUGCUUCCGUUGUGCAGAAGCUUAUUUCUUCUCCUCUGACCAUGGCAUCCUAUGGAGAUGUUCUCUCCCUCCCAUCAUACGAUGCAGUCAGCAGCAGGUUCCGUUCCAAAUAAAUCAAUUGUCAACUACGAAGUACACAGCAGGACUUUCAUGCUGUUAUUUUUUAGGUUUUUAGAAAAUCUUUACGCGUGUGGCUGUAAUUUUCGGAAAAUAAGAGGGGUUACGAGCUAUCGAUAAUUCAACUCUGUCAAAGCUUUGAGAUAAAGAGCAUCUGGGCACAUGGUUUUUGUGUAUACAGUUUGUAAUUCAUUCAGCUUUCUUUGAUAUUUGAUGACAUAAUGUCAUAGGGCAUUACUGCU
This is a messenger RNA of Solanum stenotomum, 1920 nucleotides long. Its product is annotated as mitochondrial-processing peptidase subunit alpha. The transcript is spliced from 13 exons. Gene Ontology annotation, biological process: proteolysis. Lineage: Eukaryota; Viridiplantae; Streptophyta; Magnoliopsida; Solanales; Solanaceae. The record is from RefSeq and is a predicted model, not a curated record. Gene Ontology annotation, cellular component: mitochondrion. Gene Ontology annotation, molecular function: metal ion binding; metalloendopeptidase activity. Bases 160 to 1674 code for a protein of 504 amino acids.